Messenger RNA from Arvicola amphibius (Eurasian water vole), 936 nucleotides. RefSeq names its product olfactory receptor 4K1. The coding region runs from base 1 to 936 and encodes 311 amino acids. Gene Ontology annotation, biological process: G protein-coupled receptor signaling pathway. Gene Ontology annotation, molecular function: olfactory receptor activity; G protein-coupled receptor activity. Gene Ontology annotation, cellular component: membrane. The record is from RefSeq and is a predicted model, not a curated record. The transcript has a single exon. Lineage: Eukaryota; Metazoa; Chordata; Mammalia; Rodentia; Cricetidae.
AUGGCUCAGAGUAAUGAAUCUACGGUAUCUGAGUUUGUGCUUCUGGGCCUUUCUAAAUCUUGGGGCCUUCAACUUUUACUUUUUACCAUCUUUUCUGUCAUCUAUGUGACAUCAGUAUUGGGCAAUGUCAUGAUUAUUGUCAUAAUUUUAUCUGACUCACAUUUGAACUCUCCUAUGUACUUCUUACUAGGUAACCUUUCAUUCAUUGACAUCUGCCAAUCUAACUUUGCCACUCCCAAGAUGCUUGUCGACUUUUUUGUUGAGCACAAAACUAUUUCCUUUGAAGGCUGCAUGGCACAGAUUUUUCUUCUUCAUAGCUUUGUUGGGAGUGAAAUGAUGUUGCUCGUAGCUAUGGGAUAUGACAGGUUUGUAGCAAUAUGUAAGCCACUGCACUACAAUCUAAUUAUGAAUCGGAGGGUGUGUAUAAUUUUUGUGUCUAUUUCCUGGUCAGUAGGUAUAUUUCAUUCUGUUAGCCACUUGGCAUUUACAGUGAACCUGCCAUUCUGUGGUCCCAAUAAGGUAGAUAGCUUUUUUUGUGAUCUUCCCCUGGUGAUAAAACUUGCUUGCAUGGAUACCUACAGAAUGGAAAUCUUGACCUUGGCUAACAGUGGCCUGAUAUCCCUGAGCUGUUUCCUGGCUUUAAUCAUCUCCUACAUCGUCAUUUUUGUCACAGUCCGGCACCAGGCCUCUAGUGGGUCAUCCAAAGCACUUUCUACACUGACUGCCCACAUCACAGUAGUGAUUCUGUUCUUUGGACCUUGUAUUUAUUUCUACAUAUGGCCUUUUAGCAGACUGUCUGUGGAUAAGUUCCUUUCUGUCUUCUAUACCAUUUGCACUCCUUUACUGAAUCCUGUCAUAUAUUCUCUGAGGAAUGAAGAUGUUAAAUCAGCCUUGAGGAAAUUGAGAAACCGCCAUGUAAAUCCUGGGAAAAACUAA